This is a messenger RNA of Daucus carota subsp. sativus, 4245 nucleotides long. Its product is annotated as putative disease resistance protein RGA3. The transcript is spliced from 3 exons. Gene Ontology annotation, molecular function: ADP binding. NCBI's taxonomy places the organism in Eukaryota, Viridiplantae, Streptophyta, Magnoliopsida, Apiales, Apiaceae. The record is from RefSeq and is a predicted model, not a curated record. The coding region runs from base 1080 to 3839 and encodes 919 amino acids. Gene Ontology annotation, biological process: defense response to other organism.
UCAUCACCGUUUUAAUUACAUAUCAUGCUAUUGAUUUCAUUAAAUCUGCAUCCACGUGCAAAGUAACACCGGAUAGUACAGCAGCAGUUAAUAACAAGUUUCAACUGCCGGGUAACAUAAGCUACUACUGGAUACUGCAUAUAUUCUCAUACACAGCACUGAUAUGUACUUCCUAUCUCACAAAUUCUCCUUUUCAAUUUGAAUUUAAAUUCUGGAAAAAGGUUUUCUCUCUUCAUUCAUACAAGCAGAUACAUAUAUUCUUUAGUCUUCCCUCUCCCAAUCGAUGGAUGAGUUAGUUUACACAGCGUCUGUAUAUAACUAUUUUGUCCUGCAUGAUUGUUCUAUGAAUUAGUUUAAUUUUAACAAUUUCUCUUUUUCUGAAUUAGUUGUAGCAGUUCGAAGAGGGUUAUCCAGUAUCUGCUGUUGCUGGUUCUACAAACAAACAUGGAAAGGGUGAUGGAGUUCUUUGAACCUGUGACCAAAUAAUCUCGUGGUGCAACUCUUGGAAGUUGGAACUAUAGGAUAAGCGAUGCAGAAGUCAUGCUUACGGAUAGCCGAAUUAUACCAGUCAAUACAAGAAAAGAUGGGCGAGGCUAUUGUUGCUGAUUUGGCUGGCGGAUUGCUCGGCAAGAUUGUUUCACUUGCAGCCGAAGAAGUUGUCCAGGCCUGGAAUUUUCAUGAAGAUCUCGACACACUCCACCAGCGCCUGGAAUUUAUUGAUUUCUUGCGAGUGAGGUGUCGAUAUAUAUGAAUCGAGGGAUUUUGAUUCCGAUAAUUGGUUAGGGAUUUGAUCGAAAAAUUGAAUAAAAAUUAGGAUUUCAUGUAAAUGACUGAGGGAGAGAACCCAAGAUUGGCUCUGCAAAGAAAAUCUAGAUAGGAUGGGAUAUGGAUAAGACAAUUAUUAGGUUGACUGGUUGAGUGGUGGAAAACAAAGAAUGAUCAGCCAAUAUUAAAAUGCAAAACAAAGGUUGAUGUAGCAAUUUGCCACUUGAUUUAGAAACUGUUAUAGCCCAAAUUACAUUUUUAUCAUCUCACCAAAUAUAUCUCAAGAAUUAUACCAGUGAUCAAUACAAGAAAAGAUGGGCGAGGCUAUUGUUGCUGAUUUGGCUAGCGGAUUGCUGGGCAAGCUUGUUUCACUAGCAGCAGAGGAAGUUGUCCAGGCCUGGAAUUUUCAUGAAGAUCUCGACACACUCCACCAGCGCAUGGAAUCAGUCGGGGCUCUCUUGUACGAUGCUCAUACCAAGAAUUUAAUCAUGUCUACUGCCAAAAUCUGGUUUGACAAACUUGAAGCUGUUGCGAAUGUUGCUAAUGUUUUUAUGGAUGAACUUGCAUAUGAAGUCACUCGAAGAAAAGUGGAGAAUGGCCAUAAGUCAUCAGACUUCUUCAUUCCUUCCAAAAAUACUUUACUAUAUCGUCUCAAGGUGGCUCGUAAAAUCAAGUCCAUUCAAGCUUCCUUUGAUAAAAUUUUCAAAAUGGCAGUAGAUCUGGGACUACAGCCUGUGGCUUAUUUAGGGUCAACGGUGCAAGAUAGAGACAUCCGCAGCACCCCUUCCUCUGAAGACAAGUCAAUAAUAGUUGGAAGAGAUAAAGAUGUAUCGUACCUAGUUCAAACAGUGUGCAAAACACAUGAAGAGGAUUUACAAGUCCUUGUUGUAGCGGGAAUGGGAGGUCAAGGCAAGACAACUCUUGCUCGUAUGGUGUUCAACAGUAAUGAUACCAUUCAUAAUUUCCCAGAGAGGAUGUGGGUCACUGUAUCAGAUGAUUUUUAUUACAUCAAGAUUUUAAAUGAAAUGAUAGAAUCACUUACCUCAACGAACUUGGGAUUGAAAAAUCCCCAAGGACUGACCAAUGAGCUUCAAAAAAGUCUAAAGGGGAAAAGGUUCCUACUCGUACUAGAUGAUGUCUGGAAUGAAGAAUCGGUGAAGUGGGAUAACCUGAGAAAUUCUUUGCUUGAAAUUGGUGGUGACAAAGGAAGCUGUAUUCUGGUUACCACCCGUAAACAGGAAGUCAUUGAUGCCAUGAGAACUUCUGUAUUUUAUUGGCUGGGAAAAUUGUCAGAGGAUGAAAGUUAUGAACUGUUCAAGAAAAUAGCAUAUUCAGAUGGAGGAGUUUUAGAGACCGAGGCAUUGGCGACCUUGGGGAGAAGCAUGGUGAAAAGGUGUGGUGGCCUACCUCUGGCAAUAAAAGCAUUGGCGGGGUUGUUAUACUCGAAGAGGUCUGAGCAAGAAUGGUUGGAGAUCCAAAGCAGUGAAACAUGGCAAUCAAAAAGUGUAUUGCCUUCCUUGAAAUUAUCAUAUGAUAAUUUACCUUCUUUGUCAUUGAAACAAUGUUUUGCAUAUUGCUCUAUUAUGCCAAAGGAUUCAGUCAUUUAUAAGAAUGAACUGAUACAGAUAUGGAUGGCAUUAGGGUUCCUCCAGCCCCCAAGAAGAAGUAUCGCACUGAUGGAAGAUAUUGGCAGCGAAUACUUCAAGAUUCUGUUGGGGAAUUCUUUGUUACAAGAUGAAGAAAAGGAUGACUGUGGGAACAUCGUUUAUUGCAAGAUGCAUGAUCUAGUGCAUGAUCUUGCACUAGAAUUAUGUAAAGAUCACUCAGUAACUUUGAAGGCAGGUGAAGAGUUGAGUCAUGAUUGCAAGGCUUUAUACAUGAGGCUUGAUAAUGGGGUUUCAAAUAUCAAACAAACAAUUCUGAAGAGAGCCUUUGGGAGAGUACAAAUAUUAUAUGCCGGGGCAGAUAUCCUUCUUUAUUUGUUACCUUAUCUCACACACCUGAAAGUUUUGGUGUUAAAUGCGGAUGAUAAUCAGGUUGCCCAGGAGUUGCCAUCUUCGCUCCGCAAGAUGAAAUAUCUUAAACAUCUUGAUAUUUCACGCUGCCACUCUAGAUUGCCUACUGACAUCACAGAACUGUACAACUUGCAGACACUGAGAGUUCCAAACCUAUAUGAGGUUCCUAAAGGGUUUAGCAACUUGAUUAAUCUGAGACAUUUGUACAUGAACAGGACAUCUGGUAUAAGUUGCAUGUUUAAUCGGAUAGAAAGGCUGACUAGUCUACAAACGCUUCCUUACUUUGUUGUGAGUAAAGAUCAAAACUGUCUCGUUGGACAGCUGGGAGGGUUGAAAAAUCUUAGAGGUGAGGUUAGACUCUAUAGCCUUAACGAGGUGGCAAAUACCGAAGAAGCAAGAAAAGCAAAGCUUUAUGAGAAGUCCAGUAUUCAGUCUUUACAUUUGAACUGGAGCAAUGAAGACAAAAUGGAAGACAACGACCAGGAUGUGAUGGAAGGAUUGGAACCUCACCCAGAUCUGAAAACAUUAACGAUUGACGGUUUUAGAGGAAAGAAGUUUGCAUCUUGGAUUACAAUGAUGCUGAACUUGGUGAGUAUCAAAUUGCGAGGUUGCAACCAAUGUGAAGUACUUCCACCACUUGGUCACCUUCCCAAAUUAAGGGAGAUAGAGAUUACUGGGAUGGGAAAAGUUAGGGUUGUGGGAGAUGAUUUUUGGGGUGGCCAAAGUGUAUUUCCUCAACUUGAGAGGUUGCGAAUUGAGAAUUGUCCGAGGUUGAGAAAGAUAAUGCCCACUUGUUUUCCGUCAUUGAAACAACUCUACUUUGGGAAAUUGCCAAAUCUAGAAGAAUGGGAAGCAGCGGUUAUAAGUACAGGGGAUAGUUCUCGGAGUGGAUUUCCUAAACUUGAGAGUUUGGAAAUUUGGGAUUGUCCAAGGUUGAGAAAUAUCCGGUCAAGUUAUUUUCCAUCCUUAAAGAAGUCGAGAAUUGCUAUUUUCGAGAGUGACCUCUCUCACCUCUUUAUCCCUUUUGAGCAGUUUGGAAACUAUGAGCAGAGAUGGUAGCUCACUAACCUCUCUAUCGCUUUUGAGUAUCAGCAACGGACGAGGAGACUCAUCUUCUUUAUCUUCGAAACAAUUCUCUGUCUUUGACCGAAUUAGAGAUAAUUGACUGCAAGGGCUUAAAAUUUCUGGCCCUUGGUAUAAAUUUAGUUGAAAGGUCAGCUGGUCAGCUCCAGGCUUGAGUAUAUAUCUGAGAUUAGGCCCCUUCUCAGAUGAAUUGGAUUAUAUUCCGUGGCCAUUCUCUUCUUCUUCUAACCUAAUUCGGCCAGACCUUAUGGGUGGCAAAAGGUCAAGUCAUUUGCGCUCUUUGAGCAACACCUGUUCACCACCGCCUACCCUGCCUUCGCUCGCUUAUAUUUAGGAUUUUUCGAAGGAGUGAAAGCUCUUCCAGAUUCAAUAGCAAAACUUC